ACACGGCGUACAGUACUCGUCUCACCCCACACCCGAGUCGCUCACUGUCAGGCUGCGUGCGAGGAUGUCGUCCAUCUCGUUCCCGAGCAACAACUCGAGCUUCUCGAGCGCGGCGUCGUUUGGGCAUGACGAGCACAGUCGCACACCGUCCUUCGACAACGUCGGGGAUGGGUUUCGCAUGAACCCGCUCUCGGCCCACCCCCCGCGGACGCCCCGCUCGUCGAUCGUCGUGGGCUCGUCCGUGUACGGCACGGAGGUGUACAACAAGCUGGACGAGACCCCGGAGACGAAGACGACGUACGAGGAGGACUCGGAGGAUGAGGACGACAAGACGCGCGCGGAGGCGGAGGGCAGGGUCAGGAAGGAGGAGAUAUGGAGGGACUUGUUCACGACGAGCAAUGGUCGCGACAAAGCUCUUAAAAUCAUGCAGUACUCGCUGCGUUUGUACCUCGUGUUCCAUAGAGGCUUGACAGCAACGACCAUGCUCAAGAGCAGGAAGUCACCAUCCUGGGAGGCGGACAUAUUGAAUCGAUUUGAGUCUACUGCGAGUGGCCUCUCACUCACGAGGCGGUGUCUCAUCCUCUUCAACUGGCUCGUUCCGCUGACAUCAAUUAUGGAGCAGCAUAACAGCGCUGCGGGCAGUGGCGGAUCAUCAUCACGGAAAGGAAAGCGCAAGCCUCUCCUCCAUACACUACUAAACUCGCCACCACCGGUGCUGCUCGAUCUGCUCUGUGGCGCUGCAGACGAUGUCUACACAUUCCACCGGCUGGGCAUGCUCGGUCCAAAGCUGGGAGAGCGUGCUGGUCGCGUAGCUGACUGGUGUUGGUUCGCGGGCACACUGGUCAACCUCGUUGAGAACACCGUGGAGAGGGGCGUGAUUCUCAACUUGCAGCACGAAGUCGAGUCAAGAUUGUACGCGGAGUCCAUGUCAGGGCAGACAGCAAAAUCGAACCCGACGGCGAACAAGAUCGACGACAAGGAGCUGGUGCGGCUGCAGAAGCAGGACUUCUGGAUCCAGGUGACGAGGCUGAAGCUACUGAUGGACCUCAUAUUUGUCUCGUACAACGUCUUCCGCUUGAACCGGGCGAAGCGUCCGAUCCAGACCGCCACUGGCUUCGCUGCGGCCCUCCUGAGCACUGCAAAGCUAUACGAUCGCCACAAAACGACACUGAUAAAGGCGGCGAAGCACUAGCGCAGAUGGAUACAUACCCCCAGCUACCGCUCUUCGUGUUCCUAUCUUAUAUCUGCAUAUUCGCCGGGCCUUAGGGUAUGCUUGAGUUUUAGUGCUGUUGCUAAUAUAUGGAAUACUUUCGGAUACAUAGAUCCCAUUGUGCGCAGUCAUCAGCGGGGAGCAGGGGCAACACUCUGAUUCCAGGGAUGGAGAGUC
Molecule: messenger RNA, 1387 nt
Organism: Rhodofomes roseus
Lineage: Eukaryota; Fungi; Basidiomycota; Agaricomycetes; Polyporales; Fomitopsidaceae
Exons: 6
Coding region: 65-1192 (375 amino acids)
Biological process (GO): peroxisome fission; regulation of peroxisome size
Cellular component (GO): peroxisomal membrane
Source: RefSeq, a predicted model, not a curated record